This is a messenger RNA of Neocloeon triangulifer, 1656 nucleotides long. RefSeq names its product progestin and adipoQ receptor family member 3. NCBI's taxonomy places the organism in Eukaryota, Metazoa, Arthropoda, Insecta, Ephemeroptera, Baetidae. The record is from RefSeq and is a predicted model, not a curated record. The transcript has 8 exons. Gene Ontology annotation, molecular function: signaling receptor activity. Gene Ontology annotation, cellular component: membrane. Bases 166 to 1233 code for a protein of 355 amino acids.
GAGCCGGAGAGCGGCAAACGCGAGGACGAUUCUCGUCGGUCGGAGGAAGUGGCAGGCGAUUGGGAAAGAAACGCACUCGUCGCAGAACAACCUGUUAGUGUGCAAGCACUUGAAUGUGUGCCGUUGCAAGCAGGUAGCACAGACAUUCGCGAACGGGAAAAUAAAAUGGCACAAUUGUUUUCCUCGGCUGGAGCGAGGCUGGCCCUCAUCGAAGAGGAGAAUAAGAUGAGCGGCUCGGAGGAAAUCAUUUUUGGCAAAAACAACAACCACGGCAAGUGCUUCUCCCAGUGCGCCACUAGAAGGAUCACCAGCAAAGCCAAGGAGGAAAAUGUGGUGGCCGAGAAAGAGGCGUUGGACGAGAAGAGCCCGUCGACAAAAGACUCGACGAGCAGCUACAGUUCGUUCAUCCUCACUUACGAAGAAGCGCCCGGCUACCUCAAAUUUAACCCUUACAUUCGCUCCGGCUACAGAGGCUAUCUCACGACCAAAAUGUGCCUUGAAAGCAUAUUCUGGUGGACAAACGAAACGGUCAACAUUUGGAGCCACAUUUUCGGAUGGAUGCUCUUCCUCGGACUUACCUUGUACGACCUGAUGCUGCUCAACAUUCACGCGUCGGCGUUAGACAAACUCAUCGUUGGCCUCCUGCUUCUUUGUUUCCAAGCUUGUAUGAUUCUUUCUAGCGCUUAUCACACCUUUUCGUGUAAGUCGGAAAAAGCCUACAGCUGUUUCUUAUCAUUCGACCUGUGCGGAAUCGCGCUCAGCAUUUUGGCCAUUUACAUGUCGGGUGUCUAUUAUGCCUUCUGGUGCUACUCAGAAUGGCAGCAGUUUUAUUUGCUCACAGUCUGCCUGAUCUUCGCGUUUGCGAUGGCUCUGCAGUACCCAGGAUUCCAGGUGGACGCGCACACCAAAAUGCUUGUGUUUGUGGGGUGGGCCGCGUACGGCGUGGUGCCCACCAUCCACUGGACCAUCAUGAUGGGUGGUUGGCAGAACCCGAUCGUCUCUCUUUUGCUGCCAAGAGUGCUCGGGAUGUACGCAAUAGUCAGUCUGGCGUUUGCCAUUUACAUCACCAGGAUACCAGAGAGAUUUGUGCCAGGUUGGGUUGAUUACGUUGGUUCGUCUCACCAAUGGUGGCAUGUGAUAAUAGUCUGCGCUUUCUACUACUGGCACAACACUGGCAUCAAGUACGUCGAGUACCGCAUGAACCACGGCUGUGCUAAUGACCUCAGAUUUUAAUAAAUUAUGCAAGACCCGCGGAAUCACCCUUCACAGAGAUACACUUACUCACAAAAUCGGAAGGAACACAACUCCACAACCCAAAAACCCUCACGAGAAGUCGAUCGAACAAAAAGCUGCUUUAAGAGAUGCCCCUAGUUUUCGACUCGACCCCUGUCUGGGGAGUCCAUUUUUGUUGAGAGAGGAUCGGCAAAGACGGUGUGCUGGUGAACACCCUUGGCCCGGUUCGUGUUGGAUUUUAGUGAUUAGCGACAACGAAGACACGAGAAUAUGUUGUAUAUAGCUUAAAGAGACAACUCACUGUGAGAUAGUUUUAUAAGAGCAUGCAGUGCCAACGCUACCUUCAUUAUUAUUUUUAUUGCUGUUAUUGCAGACACGUAUUUUUUGUUAAAAUAAAUCCAAACAAAUGAUAAUUAAAAAUCA